This is a messenger RNA of Panthera uncia (snow leopard), 1777 nucleotides long. It is a transcript of the gene GMPPA, whose product is annotated as GDP-mannose pyrophosphorylase A. Bases 315 to 1577 code for a protein of 420 amino acids. The transcript is spliced from 13 exons. Gene Ontology annotation, molecular function: transferase activity. Gene Ontology annotation, biological process: biosynthetic process. Lineage: Eukaryota; Metazoa; Chordata; Mammalia; Carnivora; Felidae. Gene Ontology annotation, cellular component: cytoplasm. The record is from RefSeq and is a predicted model, not a curated record.
GGGUGGCGAAAGGGGUAGGAGGGAGGGGACCGCCCCUAGACCGGUGGCUGCUCGGAGGUCCCGGCUGGCCCUUCGGAGGUCUGCUCUUGUGUUAGCCCCGCAACCGCUGUCUAAGCAAGGCUAGGGUUUGUUAGACGGAGUCAGUUGUAGGGUUCAGAGGGUCAGCAAUCCAUCCUCCGAAUGCAGAGUUUUAGCACUUGUCGCCAGUAUUGGGACUCAGGGGCUGGUAGAUUCCGUGUUUGAGAUGCCAAGGGAAUCUAUCUGUCUUUUGAUUCACGGUUCAUCACUUAGAGGUUUAGGUAGCAAUUGCCAUCAUGCUGAAAGCUGUGAUCCUGAUUGGAGGCCCUCAAAAGGGGACUCGCUUCAGGCCUUUGUCUUUUGAGGUGCCCAAACCCCUGUUUCCAGUGGCAGGGGUCCCUAUGAUCCAGCACCACAUUGAGGCUUGUGCCCAGGUCCCUGGGAUGCAGGAGAUUCUGCUCAUUGGCUUCUACCAACCUGACGAGCCCCUUACCCGGUUUCUAGAGGCUGCCCAGCAGGAGUUUAACCUUCCAGUCAGGUACCUGCAGGAAUUUGCGCCCCUGGGCACAGGGGGUGGUCUCUACCAUUUCCGGGACCAGAUCCUGGCUGGGGGCCCUGAAGCCUUCUUCGUGCUCAACGCUGAUGUCUGUUCUGACUUCCCCUUGAGUGCUAUGUUGGAUGCCUACAGACACCAGCCUCACCCUUUCUUGCUCCUUGGCACCACGGCUAACAGGACACAAUCCCUCAACUACGGCUGCAUUGUAGAGAAUCCACAGACACACGAGGUCCUGCACUACGUGGAGAAACCCAGCACUUUUGUUAGUGACAUCAUCAACUGCGGCAUCUACCUCUUUUCCCCCGAAGCCCUGAAGCCCCUUCGGGACGUCUUCCAGCGUAACCAGCAGGAUGGGCAACUGGAGGACUCUUCAGGCCUAUGGCCAGGGGCAGGCACCAUCCGCUUGGAACAGGAUGUGUUCUCAGCCCUGGCUGGACAGGGCCAGAUCUAUGUACACCUCACUGAUGGUAUCUGGAGCCAGAUCAAGUCUGCAGGCUCAGCCCUCUAUGCCUCCCGCCUCUACCUGGGCCAGUACCAGCUCACUCACCCAGAACGCCUGGCCAAGCACACCCCAGGGGGUCCACGAAUCCGAGGAAACGUUUACAUCCACCCAACGGCCAAGGUGGCCCCGUCGGCUGUGCUGGGCCCCAAUGUCUCCAUUGGGGAGGGGGUGACCGUGGGCGAGGGUGUGCGGCUCCGAGAGAGCAUUGUCCUCCAUGGAGCCACGCUGCAGGAGCACACGUGUGUUCUGCACACCAUUGUGGGCUGGGGGAGCACUGUGGGGCGCUGGGCCCGUGUGGAGGGUACCCCCAAUGACCCCAAUCCCAACGACCCGCGAGCGCACAUGGACAGUGAGAGCCUCUUCAAGGAUGGGAAGCUGCUGCCUGCCAUCACCAUCCUAGGCUGCCGCGUCCGGAUCCCUGCUGAGGUGCUCAUCCUGAACUCGAUUGUUCUGCCACACAAGGAGCUGAGCCGCAGCUUUACCAACCAGAUCAUCCUCUGAGGGGGACUGCCAGAAGGCACCCCUCCAACUCCUGCCCACCCCCCUCAAGGCUGCUGCCUGCAUGGCCAGCCUCUGUCCAAAAAGACCGGAGGAAGCCAGGCAGGAUCUUCACAUGUCGGGGAGCAACGUGGGUGGCCGGGUGGCUGGGGAGACUCCAGGCCUCCCUCUCCGCUCCCUAAUAAACCCCCGUGAACCUUGGA